Molecule: messenger RNA, 2519 nt
Organism: Eleginops maclovinus (Patagonian blennie)
Lineage: Eukaryota; Metazoa; Chordata; Actinopteri; Perciformes; Eleginopidae
Gene: bin2a
Product: bridging integrator 2a
Exons: 14
Coding region: 620-2053 (477 amino acids)
Biological process (GO): podosome assembly; phagocytosis, engulfment; plasma membrane tubulation
Cellular component (GO): phagocytic cup; podosome; plasma membrane
Molecular function (GO): protein binding; phospholipid binding
Source: RefSeq, a predicted model, not a curated record
ACAACAAAGCUGCUUCAGAUAACAAGUUUCAUAACGGUGACAGCGGAGAAAACCCACUCUGUUAUAAAGUAAAAACUCACACAGCUGAGGUGUAGCUCCGGGAACUCAUUAAAGCCUAAUUGGAUUCAUCUGAGCACCAAUCAGGGUGCAGGAUAGGUUGCAACGCAAAGUGAACAGCACAUGGCUACAGGUGGUCUCCAAAGCGAAUAGGAUUACCUGCCAGGUCGUAGAACUUUUCCGUCUUGAGGGCCGAAGCCACAGCCCAGCCCCCCCACUGGAUGGCGAGGUCUGCGGCGGCGCACUUCAGCAGGACGCUGCCCAUGAUGAGGUGCUGCAGGGCGGCCAGGAGAGAGUAAAUCUGACCGGGGGAGAUCAUGGAAGUAGUACCACACCUCCUGUUCUUCCUCCUCCUCCUCCUGCAGGAAUGUUACCUCUCUGGCUAAAGUUCACACCUACCAUUGUGAGGAUGGGAGGAGCUGAGCCGCAGGGAACUCUGGGUAGUGUAGUGAUUAGAGGAUCAGUGGAGGCAGAAGUCUGCAGAUCCUUCAGAGUAAAAAUAAAGAAAUGAUACUCCUGCAGACACAAAGUUACUGAGAUUAAACUUAAUCAGGAUUGAAAGAUGGCAGAGAAUCCAAAAGGCAGCUCUGGAGAAUUCGCUAAGAAGUUCCAGCGUCGUCUGAGCCGAGGCAAAGAGAAGGUUCUGCAGAGGCUCGGGAAGACGACGGAGAGCAGAGACGAGCAGUUUGAGUAUUCACUGCUGCAGUUCAACGAUCAACAGACCGACGGGAACCGGAUCUACAAAGACCUGAGGAACUACAUCAACGCCGUCAGAGACAUGCGUGAAGCCUCGCGGCGUCUCUCUCAGUCUCUGUUCGACUCGUACGAGGCGGACUGGGCCGGAGAGGAGGACCUGGGAGGCAUCGUGGAGGGAGAGGACCUGCUGUGGAACGACUUCGAGGUGAAGCUGCUGGACCAGGCCGUCCGCACCAUGGAGUCCUACGUGGGACAGUUCCCCGAUAUCAGGGAGAAGGUGGCGAAGCGAGGCAGGAAGCUGGUGGACUACGACUCCACCCUGCACCACCUGGAGGCUCUGCAGAGCAGCAAGAAGAGGGACGACGUCAAGAUCAGCAAGGCCGAAGAGGAGAUGCAUGCAGCCAGGAGUGUUUAUGAGAGCAUCAACUCCGAGUUGAAGGACGAGCUGCCUGUGAUCUACGACAGCCGUGUCGGAUGCUUCGUGUCGGUCUUCUCUGCUGUCUCACAUCUAAGAAACACCUUCUACAAGGAGAUGAGCGUGCUGAACCUGGAUCUGCAGAGCGUGAUAAAGGAGCUGCAGGCUCAGCACCCGGAGAAAGUGUUCGCAGUGAAGGGUCUGCAGAGGUACGGGUCCCUGAAGAGGCGGACCCUGAUGUCCCCUAAAGCCUGGAAGUCCAGCUUCUCCGAGUUCCAUAAGGGCUACAGCCCCAAACCCUCCCGCUUCAGCUUCAGGUCUCCGGACAAACCCCGCCACGGCACCCUGUCCCGGGAAAGCAGCGCCUCCCUUCCCAUCUCCCCCCACUCCCCCCUGGAGGAUGACCUCGACGCUGUAUCCAACCACAGCGACUCCCUCAGCGAGACCCUCAGUCCUCCUAGAGAGGGGGCGGCUGCAGCUGCAGAGGAGAUCCACCAGGAGGAGGUGAAGCCAGAGGAGCCUCCUGCAGAGCCUCAGGAGGUGAAAGAGGAGGAGAAAGAGGAGGAGAAAGAGGAGGAGAAAAAUGGGGAGAAAGAGGGGGAGAAAAAGGGGGAGAAAGAGGGGGAGAAGGACAGCAGCUCUGAGGGAAACCCCUCCUGUGACUCUGAGAGUCUGGAGCUGCAGCUCAGUGCCGUCGAGGAGACGCUGCACAUCCAGGAGGAAGAGGGGGAGGAGGAGAGAGGAGGAGGAGGUCCCAGAGAGAACGGGCUGCCGAACGGAGACGGAGCUGCGGUCCUCGCUGUCGACCAGGAGGUCAAGAACAAGGUGAGGGAGGCUCCUGCAGAGAAACCAACGUCUGCGGACUCAAAGAGCACAGACGUUUAAAGACUUUAGGUUGGAGGUGAGAGUGAAGGGAGCAGCUGCAGACAGAGAAAUGUGCGACAGCCGCUCUGAACCACCCGCAGUCCGAGGAGAGGCGGACUGGUUUUCUUAUUUAUCUUUUAUUCAAAUCACACACGGUACGGGUCACUUCGUAUUUGUGUAAAAGCCAUAAUAAUAACCUCUCAGAAGGAAGGGUCUUCUCUGCAGGACAGAUUAUAUUCUGUGUAAUGUUCUGCAAACAUAGAUUUAAACUGUUAGAAGACAUUCUCACCACCUGUACUGUACUGCAAGCUAUUUCAAUUAUGUAUUUCAUUUUUCACAAAACCUGAAUCUGUUAGAGAGGCGAGCAGAAGAGAACCCCUGAUGUUAUUCUGAAUUAUGAUGUUUCCACGUUAAAUGUGUUAAAUAUGCAUCUAUAAAUGUAUGGAAUGAUUAUGCAAGGUGUGCACAAUAAAGCUUCCUGUCUUAA